AUGGCUUCAUCGCCAUGCGACCAGAAAAAGGCUGAGAUUAUUCGACUAGUUCAGAAAGAGUGCACUGCAGAAACCGACACCGCUAAGGCCAUCUACGAUCUCGAAUGCCUCGAGAUUAAGGAGAACUACAAGUCCAAGAUACAGCAGGCAUGUCGCGACCUCAACGAACAGGAGUCCAAGGAGUUGGCAGAGAAGAAGAGACUCUAUGAUGCGAAGAUGGUGCCUAUCAAGAAACGGCAUACACAAAAGCUUGCUGAAGCGCAACAGAAGUAUCGCUCCGUCAGCCUUGAAGCCAAUCCACUCCCAUCUGCUCUUGCUGGGGCUCCCAGAUCACCUGAUCUGGCAGCGAUGGACGGUGAGGAUGAUCAAAGGGAUUCUACCCUCGUCAACAAUUUUCUUAAUGAGGCCGACGAUUCUAGCGAUCAGUCAUCCAUUCCGGCAGUUAUGCCCAAGAUCACGAAGGAGGCCACAACCAAGGCGAGGUUCGCCCUUCACAGUACCAAGCGCAAGAGGCGCGCAAGUCUGGAGUCUGGAAGUGGCGAUCGUCAGACUGAUGAUGGGCCCCAGAGCGUGAACGAAGUCGAAGAAGACAAUUUUAGUGAUUUCACUUUCCAAGACUCACCAAUACGAUCUUCCCAGAGGGCCCUCAAGAAGUUCAAGCGAACUCGGGCUCAGAAGGCCGCCCAGAGGCCUGCGUCUUCUGCCCCACCGGAGAGGAUGAAGAAUGGCCUCGAUCAGGACGGAGAUGAGAGCAUGCACAGUGGUCCAGACUCGGCAGCUUCGCAAAGUCCACGCCCACGCCGAGGGACCCGACACGGUCGGCCAGAGCCCGGCAAGUACAAGAUGGGCGCAAGAGCUUUCCCCAACUUGAACGGUUCUUGAGCCACAGAUUGCAAGGAAAUCUGACUACAAAAUGAAGAGGUGUUUCGUGGGAUAUUUCUCUCACUAUGAUUUGCCGUCGGACUUCCUACUGUCCUUCGG
This is a messenger RNA of Diaporthe batatas, 981 nucleotides long. RefSeq lists its product as uncharacterized. The coding region runs from base 1 to 882 and encodes 293 amino acids. The record is from RefSeq and is a predicted model, not a curated record. The transcript is spliced from 3 exons. Lineage: Eukaryota; Fungi; Ascomycota; Sordariomycetes; Diaporthales; Diaporthaceae.